This is a messenger RNA of Pogona vitticeps (central bearded dragon), 2126 nucleotides long. It is a transcript of the gene RSPO1, whose product is annotated as R-spondin 1. Lineage: Eukaryota; Metazoa; Chordata; Lepidosauria; Squamata; Agamidae. The record is from RefSeq and is a predicted model, not a curated record.
GGUGCCUUUGGGAAGCCAGCACUGGAGGCAGAGGGAUUCCAAGAGGGAAAGCAACGGAGCUCCAGAGAAGCCCCUGAGGCAAAGCGCAGCUGGAGCCCAGGGCACCCAAACCAGGCGCUAACGACGGGGCAGAUUGCUCAGAGAUGAUCAUGUUCCUCUUGGGCUCAGCAAACCCGGGCAGCCGUGUGGGCUGAUGGAAUAGGAACGAGCCCAGACAGCCUUUGGGAUCCAGCGCACGCCAGGCAGGGAAUUUGGCAGGCUGGCAGUUACCUGGCCCGGGGAGGAGGAGGAGGAGGAGGAGGAGGAGGAAGAGGGAAGAGACAAGCAAGCCAGCAAACCAACAUCAUCCUUCACCCACACUAAGGAGAAAGCUUCUGCUGGGCAACUUUUUCUGGCGAGGUGUGGAUGAUUCCAACCCCGGAUGAAUUUGGAGUCCGACCAGGAGCGCCGCAGAAGUUCCUUGAGGAAGCAACAGCGGGCUACUGACGGCUCUGAGCUUCCUGGCGCGAGGAUAUCAGGCAGCACUGUGCACGCUGCGCAAGGCCAGCCAGAUGGGACUCUUACCUGCAACCUCCCACACUCCUUACGGGGCUGAAAACAGAAUCCUGUUAUCUGCCACCUAAUGCUUCUAUGGGCGAGACUUUGGUUCACAAAGAUGGUUUCUGGCUGGGCACCGGGCACAGACUCGUGGUUCUGACCAAGCCCCAAGCAUCCUAGGAGCAGGGCUGUCACCCCCAAAAGCCAGUUCUGGACCGGAGUCUUCCAGCCACCCUGCCUUCGAGGGGCCGUGCUGCCGGCGAGUUACUAUGCAGCUUGGACUGUGCGUGGUGGUGGUUUUUCUAAGCUGGGUGGAUCUCACAGAGAACGGCGGCGGAAGCAGCAUCAGGACCCUUAAGGGCAAAAGGCAAAGACGAAUCAGCGCAGAGAUGAGCCAGGGCUGUGCCAAAGGGUGUGACCUCUGCUCCGAAUUCAACGGGUGCCUCAAGUGCUCCCCCAAACUCUUCAUCCUUCUGGAGAGGAAUGACAUCCGUCAGAUCGGCAUCUGCUUACCCUCUUGUCCGCUGGGCUAUUUUGACGUGCGCAAUCCAGAUAUGAACAAGUGUAUGAAAUGCAAAAUUGACAACUGUGAGGACUGUUUCAGCCGAAACUUUUGCACAAAGUGUAAGGAAGGUUUGUUCUUGCACAAAGGAAGAUGUUACGAAACCUGUCCUGAGGGCUUCUCUGCUGCCAACGGCACGAUGGAAUGCAGCAGUCCGGCCCAAUGUGAAAUGAGCGAGUGGGGGCCGUGGGGCCCUUGCUCCAGAAGGAGAAAGCUGUGCGGCUUCCGGAAGGGCAACAAGGAGCGUUCCCGGUGGAUCCUGCAGGUGAUCUCGGGCGAGGCGUCCGCCUGCCCGCCCACCACAGAGCUCCGAAGGUGCACCGUUCAGGGAAACCAGUGUCCAGAAGUUACAGGACGGAAAAAGAAGAAAGAGGACCAAGGCAAGAGAGAGCCUAUGAAUGAGGAGGAGAGACGCCAGAAAGAGGCCAAAGAAAGCCGCCCCGGGAUCAAGAGAAGGAAAGAGCAGCCCCGGGGGACAGAGCUGCCCGCCACCACGCCUCAGUAGCUGAGCCUCCGCCCCUCUGAGGCGGCAAAUCUCCGUUCCUGCUGUUGUCUACGAAAGCUUUAUGGAACCAGAUCGGCGCUCCCAGUAAGGACGUGGCCAGGCAGACCAAUUCAUUCUCCUGCACACGUGCGCACAAGACAGAGACCUGGGCCUCCCUGUAUUCAGCAGGGGACCAUGGGAAGAUGUAGAAUCCUGGGGAGCGAAAGAGAGGCACCCUCGAGCCAUUCUCCAGGGCUGUAGACAUUAUCCUGGGUAGCCGAGAGGGGAAAAGGCAAGUGGCUCAGCGCCAGUCUCGGCCUGACAUCACGGGUGGACGCACAGCACCACGCAGUGCCUGAUGGAAAGGGUGAGACCGGAAGUAGUUUGCUCAAAAUCUGGAAGUGCACAAAACCCUCUUUGGAAAUUCCUCUCUAUGGUGAUCAAAAGCUGUAUCACUGAGAACAUGUGUUCUGUGUUUGUGAUCAAUGUUCAUGGGCAUUUGCUCUAAAUUGCUUCAAAAUUUCAAAUUAAAAAAAAUAGGAA